AUGCCGAAGAAGGAGAGUACUAUCAUAGUGGAAGACGACGAGACCGUCAAUAGAGUCGCAGUGCGCACCCCACCUUUCUGGCCAGAAGAUCCGGAACUUUGGUUUGCACAGCUGGAAGGGCAGUUCACACUAGGCGCCAUCACCGACGAUGACGUCAGAUAUGGCUACGUUUUGUCAAAAUUAGAGCCACGGCAAGCGAGGGAAAUCAAAGACGUAAUCACCAAUCUCCCCAGCAACAAAUAUUCAGCUAUAAAGCACGCGCUGAUUCAACGACUGACAGAUUCGCAAGAGCAGCGGAUCAGGCAGCUUCUGGAAAAAGAGGAGCUUGGAGAUAGAAAGCCUUCGCAGUUUCUCCGACACCUAUCAACGCUGGCAGGAACGACAGUCUCCGACGACUUAUUAUGGACACUCUGUCUAGGACGUCUUCCGCCGCAGACCCAGGCAAUCCUCGCAACGAGAAAAGGCGACAAGCUGCAAGACGUGGCAGAACAGGCAGACCACAUCCAUGAGAUCGACAGUAGAGCUCUCGUUCUUGCCACAGAUCAUAGGCCAGCAGCAGCAGCAGCAGCAACCAGCAGCCAGAAUACACUGACUACGCAGAUGGAAGCGCUCACCCUGCAGGUGGCAACUCUCACCGAACGGCUUACAAACAUGGCCAAAGAGCUGCGGAGAGGACGCAGCCGAGCACGAAGUCGGUCACGAGGCAAACCUCGCAGUAGAACACCAGCCAAAGAGGGACUUUGUUACUAUCAUCGACGAUUCGGCGCAGAAGCUCACCGAUGUGCUCAGCCAUACCGGAACACAAGGACAAAGUACUUGGUGGACACCGGCUCAGACGUCAGCGUCUAUCCACAAACAACAGUAAACGGCAAGAGACGACCAGAGGCGUACGAACUCUUCGCGGCGAACGGCACACCUAUCAUCACAUACGGCUUCAUCACUAUCAAGCCUGAUUUUAAUUUAAGGAGAGCGUUCCCGGAGAUUCGUAGUAGCAGACGUGGGACAGCCAAUAAUCGGAGCACUUCCUGGCACAUUACGAUCUCCUUCCGGACAUGA
Molecule: messenger RNA, 1056 nt
Organism: Camponotus floridanus (Florida carpenter ant)
Lineage: Eukaryota; Metazoa; Arthropoda; Insecta; Hymenoptera; Formicidae
Exons: 2
Coding region: 1-1056 (351 amino acids)
Source: RefSeq, a predicted model, not a curated record